Molecule: messenger RNA, 468 nt
Organism: Chlorocebus sabaeus (green monkey)
Lineage: Eukaryota; Metazoa; Chordata; Mammalia; Primates; Cercopithecidae
Source: RefSeq, a predicted model, not a curated record
UUUGAAACAUGGCAGACGAUGUAGACCAGCAACAAACUACCAACACUGUAGAGGAGCCCCUGGAUCUUAUCGGGCUCAGCCUAGAUGAGCGAAUUGAUGUGAAAAUGAGAAAUGACCAAGAGCUUCGAGGCAGACUACAUGCUUAUGAUCAACAUUUAAAUAUGAUCUUGGGAGAUGUGGAAGAAACUGUGACUACUAUAGAAAUUGAUGAAGAAACAUAUGAAGAGAUAUAUAAAUCAACGAAACGGAAUAUUCCAGUGCUCUUUGUCCGGGGAGAAGGCGUUGUCCUGGUUGCCCCUCCACUGAGAGUUGGCUGAAACUAAGAAUUUGUCCUGUAUGGAAAACAGGAGACUUUGUAUAGUGGCCUCUCUAAAUGUACAAAACAUUCAAAAGAGAAACCUGCAUACAUUUUGAUAUAAGAAAUAAUUCUGGGAUUCUUCCACGCCUGGAAUGAGUUGAUUUGCAGAU